Plutella xylostella (diamondback moth) is the source of this 1243-nucleotide messenger RNA. RefSeq lists its product as uncharacterized. The record is from RefSeq and is a predicted model, not a curated record. NCBI's taxonomy places the organism in Eukaryota, Metazoa, Arthropoda, Insecta, Lepidoptera, Plutellidae.
UAUUCUUAAACGUUUCCUCGACUCUCACUCCACUCAGACUCAAUCGAGGAGCCCUUGAGGGAUACUCCAAAACUUCCUCGAAAUCGGUAUUCUUAAUCAUAAAUUUGAGCAAACUCCAGUGAGUUUGAGUCGAGGUGUGACGUCACCAAUUCGAGGAAUUUUAUUUGUAUAAGUUGGUAGUAUUUGUCUAUAAUUUGAUGUUCUGUGGUUCGGAUUUACUUAAUUGUCAAAAUUUAUGUCAAAUAUACUCUGUAUAAUUUGAAAAAAAAAAAACAUUUCGUUCGUUUAUUUCUAAAGUUUCAUUAAGUUUACGGUUUCUCAAGGGUUUUUUUAAGAAUAUUUUUGAGAUUUAACUUCAUUUACGCUUACUACUUUGGAGUGUCAACAUGUCUGGUCGCCAAAUAUUUUCUGAAAGUGAAAAAUUUUGCCUCCAGGAACUAAUAAUUAAAUAUAAGAUUCAUUCUAUAACAACCAUAGGGGCUGGAAACCCUGCAAUAAAGAAAACUGCGUGGGCUCGCCUCACCGAGGAAUACAACUCAAUAGAAACCAACUGUCGGAGGACAGAAGCCCAACUGAAAAAGUGCUGGGAUAAUUUAAAAACCCGCAAAAAACAUGAGUUGGCUCUCCAAAAACGUGAGCGCAUCAGGACAGGGGGUGGGCCUUAUAUGCCAGCCUCAACCUCUACAUCGCAUGAGGUGAUCGAGGAAGCUCUGGCAGAUUGUACCGAUGUGGAGCUACAUGGUGUAAUAGAUAGUGACUUCAAUCGUCAAAAUGUUGAUGAAGCAAUGCCUGAUGAUGCUAUGGAGGAGAUAGAGACAGAAUUUCUUAUACCCCCACCGCACGAUUCCCAGCGUGAAAGAAGGGAGAGUGCAAGCAGCCUGCAACCUGAAAUGGUUCGAGAGGAAACCACCCCAGGUCCGAGCCGUAUAGCAGCCAGGCCCGGUUCACGAAUAUUAGAUUAUGGAAAUCUAAAUCAAGGAAGAAAUGUAAGAGCUCGAGUGAUUACAGAGGAGUUUGGCCUGAGGCGAGAAAAUUACCAAAGAGCUCAAGAGAGAGAAGAGGAACUCCACAGACUAAAAAUGGAGGAGAGAGAGUGGCUAGCCAAAACCGCACAGGAACUAUAUAAAAAGGCUGUUUUAGAAAGAGAAAAUGCAGAGGAAGUUCUUCGCUGUAGCCGUGCAAAGCGUGAAGAAGCAGAAAUAAUGUUAGGUAUAAGGAAAAAUAAAUUUAGUCAAUGAGUGAA